Messenger RNA from Miniopterus natalensis, 2419 nucleotides. It is a transcript of the gene ALKBH5, whose product is annotated as alkB homolog 5, RNA demethylase. The record is from RefSeq and is a predicted model, not a curated record. Gene Ontology annotation, cellular component: nucleus. NCBI's taxonomy places the organism in Eukaryota, Metazoa, Chordata, Mammalia, Chiroptera, Miniopteridae. Gene Ontology annotation, molecular function: oxidative RNA demethylase activity. Gene Ontology annotation, biological process: mRNA processing; mRNA export from nucleus.
GCCGCCGCCGCCGCCGCCGAGCCUUACCCGGUGUCCGGGGCCAAACGCAAGUACCAGGAGGACUCGGACCCCGAACGCAGCGACUAUGAGGAGCAGCAGCUGCAGAAGGAGGAGGAGGCGCGCAAGGUGAAGAGCGGCAUCCGUCAGAUGCGGCUCUUCAGCCAGGACGAGUGCGCCAAGAUCGAGGCCCGCAUCGACGAGGUGGUGUCCCGCGCCGAGAAGGGCCUGUACAACGAGCACACGGUCGACCGGGCUCCACUGCGCAACAAGUACUUCUUCGGCGAGGGCUACACGUAUGGCGCCCAGCUGCAGAAGCGCGGGCCCGGCCAGGAGCGCCUAUACCCGCCGGGCGACGUGGACGAGAUCCCCGAGUGGGUUCACCAGCUGGUCAUCCAGAAGCUGGUGGAGCACCGCGUCAUCCCCGAGGGCUUCGUCAACAGUGCCGUCAUCAACGACUACCAGCCCGGUGGCUGCAUAGUGUCCCACGUGGACCCCAUCCACAUCUUCGAGCGCCCAAUCGUGUCUGUGUCCUUCUUUAGCGACUCUGCGCUCUGCUUUGGCUGCAAGUUCCAGUUCAAGCCUAUCCGGGUGUCGGAACCCGUGCUUUCGCUGCCUGUGCGCAGGGGGAGCGUGACUGUGCUCAGUGGAUAUGCUGCUGAUGAAAUCACUCACUGCAUACGGCCUCAGGACAUCAAGGAGCGAAGAGCGGUCAUCAUCCUCAGGAAGACUAGAUUAGACGCACCCCGGUUGGAGACAAAGUCCCUGAGCAGCUCCGUGUUACCACCCAGCUAUGCUUCAGAUCGCCUGUCGGGAAACAACAGGGACCCUGCGCUGAAACCCAAGCGGUCCCACCGCAAGGCAGACCCUGAUGCUGCUCACAGGCCUAGGAUCCUGGAGAUGGACAAAGAAGAGAACCGGCGCUCAGUGCUGCUGCCCACACACCGGCGGAGGGGGAGCUUCAGCUCUGAGAACUACUGGCGCAAGUCCUACGAGUCUGGGGAGGACUGCUCAGAGGCCACAGGCAGCCCCACCCGAAAGGUGAAGAUGCGGAGGCACUGAGGCCCAUGGCAUCCUCUCGGGAACUCUGGUUAAUCCUCAUGUAGCCACCCCACUUUUGUUUCCUUUUGAGGGGUAUUGUUUCUGUUUGUUUGUUCUGACCCUUUUAGUUUUCCUUGGUUUGUUGCCUGUUAAGGCUGAAGAACAGAAUUAGUUCUUGGUUUUCCUCCUGGAUGGAAAGGCUGACAAGCUCACACUGGAGUGGCCAGUAGAGGCAUGGGAGGCAACCACUGUCAAAGGGGGCUAUGUCAGGCUGGUUUUAUUUAAAAGCAACAAAAUGUUUUGGUUAAGAAAAUUCUUGUUUUGCUUUAAUGUAAAUUUUCUCAGUGUUGUAAAUGAAGUUCAGUGUCCCGUCCCGUCUGUCACCCCCCCCACCCCACCCCCAUGUUUAAGCUGGGUUGAGAUUUCCUGGGUCUUGCUGGCUCCACAGAGGUCCUGCUAUCCUUUCACCUGUCACUUGCUCUCCAGGCUCUGGAAACUUGUGCAAACUCUUCCUCUCGCUGCAGUCAUUCAGGGUGACUGAGCAGGGGCUUAACCAGUGCCUGCCCCGGCACCCCAGAGCUAUUGGCCAUGCCCACUGGCCUGCUUUGCCCACAGGUCCCUGGCUGGCUGGCGGCAGAGAACUGCAGUGGUCCUGACCUCUUGCCAAGAGCACGCCUCUUUGCUGGGUUGCUCCUUUCAGGCAUAUGAGUGUGAUUGUAUGGAACAGUUAGACUGGCCAAUGUUGGGGCAGUUUUAGGAAUUAUUUCUAGCUAGAGGGACUGGUGUCCUUCCAAGUCUAGCAUUUGGGGUAUGGAAAAUUGUUGUGGUGUGUAGUAGGGUUUUUGUUUUGAGUUUUUUCCCCCUUUGGUCUUGUCUUUUUCCUUUCCCUUUCCUUCUACAUUGGCCAGUUUGGGCCUUCUCCCCAUAGAAAGGUGCCUGCUCCCCUGUCCGCCUACAGCACGCAUCCAAGGCCAGAGCUCAGGCCUGCAAACUGGGUUGGUGUCUCUUCCACCUCUGGGGCAUGGGAGCUGGGGAUGGGCUUUUAAAAAAUAGUGAUAAAAGAAAAAAAGUAGUCUUUGGCAGUUUCCACCUCCUCAGAUGCUUGAGGGCUACAAGGUUUUACUGGUCUAGAUUCAUUAGAAAUGUCUCCUUGCUAGCCAGGGCCAAGACCAGGCCUGCUGAGAGAAGAGGCCCUCCCAGUCCCCAGGUUGCCACCACAAGGAGGGGAACCUUGUUUUAUAGAGUCCUAGGCCUGGGGCUGCAGAAAUCUGGGGCAGCCACCAUCAAGAAGCCCCCUCUCAGGGGCCAGAACUCCUUUAACAGCGUGGAUUCCUCAAGUUGGGACUGCAUAACUAAGGCAGUUGCCUUUUUUUUUUUUUUU